AUGCCCAAGCAUCCCACCUCACCCAGAACUGUACCCGACAUACGCCUGCACGGCUGCAUGGACUCGCGACCACCGGCGAGUGCAGACGUGAAAAACCUGCGACAGCGCCGCCGCCGACAGCCAAGAACGCCUGAAACAGAGGCGCGGCAAGCCGAGCCGCCAGCGGAGGUGAGCAGCGCCACAGCAGAGCCGUCCCCCCCCAAGAGACCAAAGAACGCCCGCAAAACGGAGACCCGAGGCUCGCAGCGCCAGGAGGACUGCGGACCAAUGAGCAGCAGGGAACAGCAGGCCAGGAUAGCGAAGCCACGAGGAACAGGAGAGGAAUGGCGACCCGACAUGCGAAUCACUAAAAUGAACGGGACUGAGGAAGGUGAGGAGGGGGUUUAA
Molecule: messenger RNA, 387 nt
Organism: Pelobates cultripes (western spadefoot toad)
Lineage: Eukaryota; Metazoa; Chordata; Amphibia; Anura; Pelobatidae
Source: the annotation of a GenBank genome assembly